Messenger RNA from Ctenopharyngodon idella (grass carp), 4235 nucleotides. It is a transcript of the gene kif6, whose product is annotated as kinesin family member 6. The record is from RefSeq and is a predicted model, not a curated record. Gene Ontology annotation, molecular function: microtubule binding; microtubule motor activity; ATP binding. Lineage: Eukaryota; Metazoa; Chordata; Actinopteri; Cypriniformes; Xenocyprididae. The transcript is spliced from 21 exons. The coding region runs from base 121 to 2352 and encodes 743 amino acids. Gene Ontology annotation, biological process: mitotic spindle organization; microtubule-based movement.
CCUCUGUACACAGAAGUAUAAAAAGAAAGGAGUGAAUUAAACGUGUGAAGCUAAACGGGCCCGUUGGAUGAAAAAACAAAACAAAAACAAAUGAAAGCAUCGUAAAUAUCACAUAAAACAAUGGUUAAACAAACGAUUCAAAUCUUUGCCCGUGUGAAACCGACGAAGAAACCCACCGCGGACUACUCUGUGGACUUUGAGGAGCAGGGCAGUAGUCUGGAGUUUGUGGUUCCCAGAGACUUGGCAGAUGGUUUUAUCAACAAUAAGAGGGAAAACUACAAAUUCAGGUUUCAGAAGGUUUUUGACCAAAGAGCCAGUCAAGAGGAAAUCUUUGAGACCAUUGCCAAGCCUGUUGCUGAUAAUGUGCUGGCAGGUUAUAAUGGCACCAUCUUCGCCUAUGGCCAGACCGGAAGUGGGAAGACCUUUACAAUCACUGGAGGUGCGGAGCAUUAUAAUGACAGAGGGAUCAUCCCCAGAACUCUUUCUUACCUUUAUCAUCAUUUCAGCAAGGACAGCAGUAUGAUCUAUACAACCCAAAUUUCUUACCUGGAAAUCUACAAUGAGGCUGGCUAUGAUCUGCUGAAUCCCCAACAUGAAGCAUCUCGUCUGGAGGACUUACCGAGGGUGAAAAUAAUGGAAGACUCAGACCAAAACAUUCACCUCAAGAACCUGUCGUUGCAACAGUCGGCCAAUGAAGAGGAAGCUUUGGAUUUGCUUUUUUUAGGAGACACUAAUCGUAUGAUCUCAGAGACUCCCAUGAACGAGGCUUCUACACGGUCUCACUGCAUCUUUACCAUUCACCUGUGCAGCAAAGAGCCGGGCUCAGCCACGGUACGCUGCUCCAAGCUCCACCUGGUGGACCUGGCUGGGUCUGAAAGAGUGGGAAAGACUGGUGUGGGAGGUCAAAUCCUGACAGAAGCUAAAUAUAUUAACCUCUCCCUGCACUACUUGGAGCAGGUCAUCAUGGCCCUGUCAGAGAAGAAUAGGUCCCACAUCCCCUAUCGCAACUCCAUGAUGACCUCUGUGCUUAGAGACAGUUUGGGUGGUAACUGCAUGACCACCAUGAUCGCUACUGUGUCUGUGGAGAGGAAGAACAUUGCAGAGUCUAUGUCCACUUGUCGUUUUGCUCAGAGAGUGGCUUUGAUUAAGAAUGAUCCUUUGCUUAAUGAAGAACUGGAUCCUGCUCUGCUGAUUGUCCGUCUGAAGAAGGAGAUUCAGUCUUUGAAGGAAGAGCUGGCUCUAGUGACUGGAGAACAAAGAAGUGACAAGCUAACCCAAGAAGAGAUCCAGCAGUUGGAAAAGCAGGUAAAUGUUUAUCUGGAGGACCCUGACUGUGAAGUAACAUUAGACCUGGGGCCUGAUAUGAGAAAAAUCCGCUUUUGUUUCUCUCUGCUAAAGGUGAAAGUGCAAGAGAGAUCCUGUUCUCAAAAUGGGGUGAGUAAUGGCAGCAGUCCUUCUUUAAUGGGCAUGUCUGAUGGAGAGGAGAGAAAAUCACAUACAGAACUCCAAAAGCUGCGGGACACGUUGACCCACCGUGAUAAUGAGAUCAGUAUAUUAGUUAACAUGCUCAAGAGAGAAAAGAUGAAAGUACAAGAUGUUACUUCCCAGCUGGCACAGUUACACAAUCAAAACCCAUCAACCUACAGUUCAUCACGGUCACCCACAGCCCUACAGGCGGAGGAGAGUGAAAAAUGUGACACCAUUGAUUACACACAUACUCAUCAUUUGAUAACCAGAAAAAGGGUACCGGAAUUAUCUGUGGGUCAGCAGGCAGCAUUUGAAGUCUUUCUAAGGGACCAUGAAGACCGUUUAACAGUAGAAGAUAAUAGGGCUGUGUUGCAACAAAGGUUUGUUGAAGCUAAGGCACUUGGUGAGCAAGUUAACCAGAUCAGGAUCAGAGUCAAUGAGCUGAAGACCCAGCUGAAAAUUAGACGAAAGCAAAUGGCAGCCCAAGUCUUAACAGGAAACCAAACAGAAUCAGAGUCAGAGUCUGUUGAGGAGAGAAUCCUUAACCAGAUAGAGGAGGAGAAGAAAAAUUACAAGAUCACAUCUGGAUAUUUAAAAGGGUUGAGGACAGAAAUUGAACAUCUACAGCUGUUGCGUGAAAAGGCGAAAGUGAAACUCCAAAGGGACUUCGAGAAUUGGUGGACUCAGGAGGGCGCUAGACUACAGGGCCACAGUGCAGAGAACACAGGAAGCAGUCUAAGUCACGUCAGCCCUCUCAGCUGCAUGUUUACUAGGAACAAUAAUCCAAAAGUUGAUGACACUGAUUCUCAGGAGAGAAGACAAAGGGAACAAACAUCUUUCUCUUCCAGAGAUCAGAGGGUCUUCUACUCACUUGCUCUUAACUGAGCCUCGGUGUCGCUAUAAAUCAAAGGGUGAUCGGGUCUUUUCUGUGGCUGGGCCCAAGCUUUGGAAUGGUCUCCCCUAUCAUGUGCGGUCUGCUUCUUCAUUGGACAUUUUUAAAUCUACUCUUAAAUCAUAUUUUUAUUCUUUAGCAUUUGGAAACCUGUAAUUAUUUUUGUGUAGAUCUGCUUUGUACUUUGUACAGCACUUUGGAUCAAUCUAUGUUGUGUUUAAAUGUGCUUUAUAAAUAAAUGUUUUUGUAAAUGUUGUAAUGUUGACAUUUGACUUGACAUUUGAUAUUCAACAGUGCUUUGAUCUGCCUGCAUUGACACUAUUCUUUUAAGAGCUGCUGUGCAGCCAAAUAAUGUACCAGUUAUCAAUGUAAAGCUGCUUUGACACAAUCUACAUUGUAAAAAGCGCUAUAUAAAUAAAGGUGUGUAGCGUCUGGAUAGAUCCGGCGUAGUCAAUCAACUUUGGAAAUUUCAGAAUGCUUUUAGCCUGCUGAACUGUGUUUGUAAAUCUCACAUCGGCCCCGGCCGGUCUGACAAAGACGAGCAUUUUGGCACUUUCAUGGACCCUCUGAGGUUAAACAGAGAACCCCAUUUCCUAGCUCUUGAGACAUCAAAGGGCCCCUCAUGUGGACUAAGUGCCAGAUCACAUUCCAACACACACCACACACACACAGACACACAAACAUGCAUUGAAGACUGUAUGUGUAAGAUAUAAAAUUAUAUAUAAAUGUAACCGCCGUUGUAUUGUCAAAUUGCAUAUAGUUAUUCCCACUGUAUAAGCUUAGCUAGGAUUGUAGUGAUACUAGUGUCAUUUCCAACGGUUACAUUUGACUGUAAACUAUAACUUCUUUUAUAUGCUUCUCUUAUGACAAGUUUAGUCUCAUUGUAAAGCUUUCGUUAUACUCUAAGUGAAAAUGUAUGUCACAUGACUGUAAAAUCCAUUCUUCUAUUUUUAAUGGUACUUUGAAGAAAAUGUACUCAGAUCUGACACUUCAUAAACCAUGCAAAUUAGGUCAUAAAUGGAGACAAAGAAAGAGUUUGCCCGCCAAAAUCGCACCCUCAUCAUUGGCUGAUGUACCCCAGAAGGCGUUCUGGUCUGUUGUCCUUAAAACACAAUGACACGCGUCUCUCAUUUGUCUCUCGAUUGUCUCUCGCCAUUUCACACCCGUCUCUCCCGGACGUCUCGGUGACCGCGCUUCCAUCACGCGCCCCCCUCUCUUCGGGACGACCAUCUUUUGGCAACAAGUUUCUUUGUCAAACCCUCUUCAUCCGUCGCCCUAAGUCUUCACUCUUCAUCGCCUAGGAGACGGACUCUUUUUCUUUAUUUUCCGGUUAUCUUACUCUUAAGUUAAACCCUUGUUUGAAAAUCCCGCCGAAGAACACCUUUCUCGGAAAAGGACCAAUCGCUUCAGCCGCACGCACCGAAACUCCUGCAGAAACACGAAACGACCACAGCACCUGAACCUAUGCAAGUAUAGAACCAUUCUUUCCAAAGCAUUUUAAGCUCGAUGUGUAAGCUGAGUUUCCUUGCUGGCUCUCAAAGGUUUUAACUGUUCGUAAGUUGCCAUUCCUUUGAUCACCUCUGUUUUCUUGACUUUACUUUCGCUUUCUAUAUAUGUGUAUUGUUUGUGUAUGUUUAGUAGUAUAGUCUCUGUAUCCGUAGUUUCAUAUAUUAAAUACAGUAUAUUCAUGCUCGAUUGUUUUGUUUUGCUCAUGCAACAAACCCAGGUCACUUUAACGUUUCGAUCCAGUAUCCUUGCUUUACGCAUUGAUGCUAGAAUAGGAAGUCUUUCUCGUGGCCAGAGAAAAACCUUCCUUUUAUAAUCGGCUAUGAAGAGCUAACGGUUUGCUGGACAAACUAGUUUCUCUAAAUUAUUA